AUGAAGAGUACAUUGCUUCUUUUGGCGACUGCGCUUCCUGCGCUAGGCCGCCUCACUCUUCACCAGCGGGAUGUUCCAUCAGUGGUGACUUUGGAUAUCCAGCGUAAAGAUGUGGCUGAUCCAGUGGCCAGAGACCGCAUGAGGAGGAAACGCAACAAGACCAUCAGCCAAGCAUUGGACAACGAGGAAAGUCUCUAUUACUGCAAUGUCACAUUGGGAACACCCAAGCAAAACCUGCGCCUAGUCCUGGACACGGGUAGCAGUGACCUGUGGACCAAUGCGCCAAACUCCACUCUAUGCGAAUCCCAAGAUGACGUCUGCAGCUCGUCCGGAACCUACGAUUCCAGCGCCUCCUCGACGUACCAAUACGUCAACUCCGACUUCAAUAUUUCUUACGCUGAUAGUUCCGGUGCUAGCGGCGACUACGUGACCGACACGCUUCAUUUUGGGGGCGCUACGAUCGAGGAUUUUCAAUUCGGCGUGGGCUAUACCUCAAGCUCAGAACAGGGGGUUCUGGGAAUCGGAUACACCACCAAUGAAGUUCAGGUUGGCGUUAAUGGAGAGCCUGCGUACGCCAACCUGCCCAAGGCAAUGGUCAAGAAUGGCUUGAUUCAAUCCACAGCCUACAGCCUGUGGCUCAACGAUCUAGAUGCCAACACCGGUUCGAUUCUUUUCGGUGGAGUCAACAGCGAUAAAUAUCAUGGCACCCUAGAGACUCUCCCGAUUCAAAAAGUAAGCGGCAUUUUCGCGGAAUUCAUCAUUGCCCUGACUGCAGUUGCUCUCACCAACUCAUCCGGCACCAACAAUUACUCGUCCAGAGCACUUCCUGCAGCUGCCUUGCUCGACUCUGGAAGUUCCUUGACUUACCUCCCUGAUGGGAUCGUCGAAGAUCUGUUUAAUGACCUGGGUGUCAUCUAUGAAUCGUCCGAGGGAGUGGGAUACGUCCCUUGCAGCCUGGCAGAGAAGAAGGUCAACAUUUCCUACACCUUCUCGUCUCCGACCAUCCACGUGUCUGUCAGCGAGUUGGUCCUGGAUGCAGGCGACUUGUAUUUCCGCAAUGGAGAUCGCGCCUGUGUUUUCGGCAUCGUGCCCGCGGGUGGAAGCACCCCGGUUCUGGGAGACACUUUUCUGCGCAGUGCAUACGUUGUUUACGACCUCGCCAACAAUGAAAUCUCGCUGGCCAAUACCAAUUUCAACUCGACGAGUAACAAAAUCCUGGAAAUCGGAACUGGCGACGAUGCCGUGCCGGGCGCCACGGCCGUUACUAACCCAGUCACCACCGUGGCCGUGGGUGGAUCUGGAGCGCGCAUAGGCGAACCGUCUGGCGGUACCGGAAUUUUCACUUCUGCUGCAGCCUCCAAAAAUGCGGCGACACGGAUGACCUGCAUGCCCCGAUAUCUGGCCCUGGUAAUGGUCGGGGCCGGAUGCCUCCUGGCGCUGUAG
Messenger RNA from Penicillium maclennaniae, 1443 nucleotides. Its product is annotated as pepsin-like aspartic protease. The transcript has 3 exons. NCBI's taxonomy places the organism in Eukaryota, Fungi, Ascomycota, Eurotiomycetes, Eurotiales, Aspergillaceae. Gene Ontology annotation, molecular function: aspartic-type endopeptidase activity. Bases 1 to 1443 code for a protein of 480 amino acids. Gene Ontology annotation, biological process: proteolysis. The record is from RefSeq and is a predicted model, not a curated record.